This is a messenger RNA of Funneliformis geosporum, 829 nucleotides long. The record is from the annotation of a GenBank genome assembly. NCBI's taxonomy places the organism in Eukaryota, Fungi, Glomeromycota, Glomeromycetes, Glomerales, Glomeraceae.
GGAAGACGUAAGCAGUGGCACUUAUGGGAAUGUUUCUCGCGCAAACUGGAAAGGUUCUAUCAUGGCUUUAAAACAUUCUUAUAAUUUGACCAUUAAAGAGAUUUUUAAUGAGGACUGGAAUUUAGCAUCAAUAUAUAAUGAAUGCGACUCAGAUAUUUUAUAUCAAGCAGAAAAGUUAACUUUGGAAGUAUUUGAUAAGGAAGAUGAUAUAAAUGUUCUUAUUGAUAAACCAAUUAAACUAUUAAUUAAAACGCAUGAUGAAGGAAAUAAUUUAAUGCCAAUCAACGCUUUAUUGAUCAUUAAAAAUUACAAUGAAGCAAUUAAAUUAUUUUUAAGUGCUUCCGAAGAUUAUCCGAUUACACAAGUAUAUCUUGCAAAUUAUAAAAGUUUAGAUAAAGCUUUUUACUGGUAUCAACGAGCGGCUAAUAAUGGAAAUUUAUGUGGAUUGUUUAAUUUAGGUAGAUGUAAUGAACUAGGAAUAGGUAUAGAAAAAAAUGAAAAAGAAACAUUUAAAAUCUUUAAAGAAUUAGCUGAAAAUGGGUAUGAUAAUGCAAAAUUUUAUCUUGGUUAUUUCUAUAAUCAAGAAGUUAAUAAAGAAAUAGUAUUCAAGUUAUACAAUGAGGAUACUAAUAAAAAAGUUAGCAAUAUGCAAAAUAUUGAAUCAUUAUAUGAAAAUGCCGAUAAAAUGAAUGAUUUAGAUAAUGUUAAUUAUUGGUAUCAUAAAGCAGCGGAACAUGACAAUAAAUGUGCAUUAUACAAAUUAGGAUGCUUAGAAGCUCAAUAUGAAGUUGGAUAUUUUUAUGAUAAUGGAAUUGAAAUUGAUCCAUAG